GCCGCCGCUUGUGUGUGGCGUUGUGUGGGUGUGUGCGCAGUUCACGGAGUUCUGUUAAACGGAUUAUAAAAGAGUUAGCUGGAGUUUAAUAAAAAAUCAUGCCUGCUUGUGGUUCAGCCAUUGCUUCGGCCAGGCUGACCAUCUGUAUUUACUGAGCUGAGGGAUGAAGAGCAGAAAACAGAGGUCCGUCAAAGCAGGAAGCAGUAAAAGAAAAGCCCCCAGCGACGUGUCCCCAUCCACCAGCCUCCCUCCUCUGGUCGAGGGCCAACUAAGAUGCUUCCUGCGGGUGACAAUAAGCCGGGUAUUAUGGACAGUUCACAAGCCUCCGUCUGCAACAUUCAUCAGGCUGCGCUGGUGGGGAGAGUCAUCCAAUGGGACACACUUCUUUCCGAGAGAUGGAUCUCAGGCAUCACAGAUGACCCUCAAGACCACAGCUCGCUUCCCCAUCCGCUGUGGGCCAAAGCAAUUCACCUCAUAUCUUACAGAUAUGGGCUCUCUGGUACUGGAAGUCCUGACAAAACCGGAUCAUUUGCCGAUCGCACGGGCUCAGGUUGCCGGCAUCUCACGUCUCUCUCUGUCACACCCCAUCAGUGGAUUUUACACCCUUGUAUCUCCUACAUCUGAGAAGCUGGGAGAGUUACAGGUUUCCCUUAAUUUGGAGCCUCUCACAGAAGCCUAUGACAGCAGCAGCUCAGGCCCCAUCACCGAUAUCAGCAUUGAAGGACCACAGGUCACCACACUGACUGUGCCCUCGCAGCAAAGAUCUCUCUCAGCUGGCAGCGGGAAAGAAUCAGCUGGGAGCAGCAGUGGAAACACACCAAGGGGGAAAGACCACUUGUAUUUCCAAUAUGCCCAGAAAGACAAAGGCAAAGAAGAGUCACUGGAGAAUCAGAUGCCAAGAACAAACAUAUCUCAGAACAGUCAAACACCUGUGAACCAUUCAAGCCGGGAGCCAUGUGGCCAAGCAACCAAUGAUAUCCUCUCAGUUAUUCUAGAGCGUGGAAAUAAGCUAAGAAAUGCUAUGGUGGUUUCAGCUUUGAAAUGUGACAUGGAUUCUGCCCCAGCUCUGAAAGACACCCCUCUGCCUCUUCCAAAGGAUAACAUCCUCCCACCGUCCAAGUUCCCUUCUCCAUCUGGGAUAUUUCUUCAAAAUAUUCUUCAUGCUGAUUCAACUCUGAAGCACUCUGAGGAUGUUGCAGUGGUCUCAGACUGCAGCUUAGACUGUCCUGCUGACAUAGAUAACAGAGCUGUGGAUCUGCUCCUUGGCAGCUUAAACACAUCUCCUUUGCCUCUCUGGGAUGGAGAGGGUUCCUACCCUGAAUCUCUGUCUGGCCAUAGCAGUGUGUGUGGCGAUAGUGAACUCAGUGAUCCACAAUAUGAUCAGAGCCUACUGGAAAAUUUGUUCUACAAACCUCCUAUGUCCGAUAUCAGACCAAAUGAUACUGAGGCAGAGGGUCAAGGAACAGUGUCCUCAUGUAAAGAUCAGCCUAAACAGCUGACACAGUCUGGACCUAAGACUAGUGGAGGUCUAAAUUCAGGGCCUCAGCGGUCUACAGAUGCUUGUGGCAUUGCUCCUGGCCUGAGUGCAGAGCGGUUGACUUCGCUGAGUUUGAUCCGGCUGGCAAGAGUGACUGUCGACUCCCUGGUCGUACCACCAGGCAGUACAAACACCACACCCAGAAAGACUUCAACAAAAGGGAGGCCUCCUCGACCACUAACCAGCAAGAAGUGCACUUAUUUUAUCGAGUACGUGUUCCCGAUCCCUUCCUCUUCCAGUCGACAUGAUCGCAGUAAGGGAGGAGAUGGGGAGGUGACCAGAGCUGUAGCCAGUAAAGUAACAGGAGGAGCGGUGAAAUUCCAUCAGCACUCUGUGUUUCCUGUCCACUUCAGUACAGCAGCAGUUAAACAAUGGUGGGAAACCGAUCUGAUUUUCACAAUUUACUCACGAAAGAAUGACCAAAAGAAACCUGUUCCCAUUGGUAAGGCGGUUCACCCACUGCGCUCUCUGCUGCAGAGCAAGCAGCUGAGUCAGUCUGUCGUCUUACAUGUACAGAGCGUGGAAGUAAAUAAUGAAACACAAGAAAUUGGACCUCUCAAGGUGUCGCUAGAACUUGCUACAGACAACAAAGAUUUCUCUGAAAGGAGUAUAAGCAAACUAGCUAGGAGAGGCAAAUCCCCUUCAAAAACUGCACCAAGUCCACAGAGAGAGACCAGCUUCACAUCUCAACAUGUUGACCUUGGCAGGAAGGAGCUACUAGCUAUCUUUGAAGACUCCAGACUGAACGUUUGGAGUCCUCAGAAACCCUCGAAAGAACCCUCUCCCCAUCCUGGCCUCCACACGUCCCCUCAUAAAUCACAGCAUCAGGUGGAGGAGUACCCUGAGGUCCUGCUGCACACUUUACUCAUGGUGCCAGAUGGAAAGAACUUCAACUGCGGGCCCAUGCAGGCUCCAAACGUGUACUUGAAUUGUAAACUUUUUUGGUGCGAUGAGACAGCACGAUCUGUCAUCAGCUGGGGUCAGGCAAAUCCUACUUUCAACUUUGUUCAGGUGACUCCUGUGGCCUUGACAGCUAAGCUGCUGGAGCGGAUGAAGAAUAAUAUGAUGGUAAUCGAGGUGUGGCAGAGGACAGGAGGCUCACGACAGGAUCAACUCCUUGGCCUGGUUAAAUUACCUCUCCACCAGUUCUACAUGUCAUUUAGGGAUCCAAAGAUUGCCCACCUUCUUCUGCAGGCGCAGUACCCUGUUUUAGGUGUGGACUGCUACAUGCCAGUCAUUGAUGUGUUCUCAGGUAGCUCUAAAGGGAACCUAAGGGUUGUUUUGGCUCUUGGCCGAUCAGAGCAGAUAGUUGCCCUCCAGCGCACGAGGAAUGAAGAAUAUGACAAUUUAUCUCAUCAUGUGAGACCACUUCAUCUACUUGAACACCAGCCACAUUCACAAACAAAGGUGAUUGCAGCGCAAGCAGAAACUAUGAGAGAGCACCUGUUUGUGAUAAGAGUGGAGAAGUUAAAUGGGCUGACACCUCUGCAGUCCACAGUGUGGGGUGAGGCUGACUGCUACAUCCAGUACAGUUUCCCCUCUCAGGAGGAUGACCCUGCUACAAAAGUGGACCAAGACCUCAUAGAGAGCAGCGUGAACCUGAAGCUGUUUCGUACGACCACAACUCUGUGUGUCCCUGACCCGAUGUUUGGCCACACUGAGACUCAUGUGCUUCUGGCUCCUGAAGGAGUGCCUGUUCAGAGGCUGCUGCUCAGCUCUCUUUCAAGUCAAGGCCUAAGCAGUGGAGGGGGUGUCCAGUUUGAAGUGUGGUGCAGAUAUUAUUAUCCAAAUGUUCGAGACCAGCUUGUGGCCAAAGGAAUGCUUCCAUUGUCCAAACUGUGUGCCAUGGUCACCAUGCAGAGACAGCAUCCCAACGAGGCUCAAAUGUUCUCCCUGCCCCUGAUUCCCAGGACAGACAGUCCCACAGGACACCAGCCUCAACCCUCAGGCCUGCUGGAUGUGUGCAUUCGGUACAAGCACCGACCAGUGAGACCUGAAGGGCAGACUGGUAAAGGAUCUGCCUCUCGCGUUGUGACACUCGUGGUUCAAGUGCACAGAGCAUCAGGUCUGCAGGCCGCAGCAAGGGUUGUAUCUGAACAGGAUGAAAGAUUCAGCUACUUUGCCAGUGUGGGAGUGAACACAUACAUCACAGUGCAGCUCUCCUUCCUGCCUGAGAGUGUGCGGAGGAGCACCCGCAUAGCCGCGAGGACCUUCUGCCCGGAGUUCGACCACCACAUGGAGGUGUCCUGUGACCUGCUGAUUCAGAGGAGCAGUGGAGAAACCUGCAGCCUGGCUGAGCAGCUGGAGGAAGCGACUGCUGUCUUCACUGUAUGGAACAGAGACAAUCGCAAAGCAGUGCUCACUCAUAAGCCAAAGGAUGUGAUGUUGGGCACAGUGAAAAUACCACGCGAUCUCAUCCAUAAAAGAACAGGUAUUUCCGGCUGGUUUGGAGUGUAUGUACCUCAGGAAACAAGUUCUUCUCAGCAUCACCACAUCUUGGUCGGGGGCCUCGAGAUCUCUGUCAACUUCGCCCACCACUCAGACAGGGAAAGGGUCAUUAAAGCUGCUCAGGGUGUGGGCUGGGGAAUAGCCCAGAAUGAAAUGCAAGAUGAUGAAGAAGCCUGGGAAGACAGCAUGAGAAAAAUGUCUUUGACUUUUUCAAUGCCUAGAGCGUGGAUACCUGUCCACUGCUUGCUUCUGCCAGGACACAGGGCGAUUUUGCGCUCGACUUACUGCUACUUUAGGUAUAAGUUCUACGACCAGGAUGCCUUCUGCUCCCAGAUGAAACACCCCACUGUUGAGGGUGGGGAGGGAGGAGAGGCCACUGCCACUUUCCAGGGAAGUAGAACUGUGGAGCUAAGGAGCACUCAGCCCUUGAUGUGGUAUCUUCGAGAGGAGAGGCUAGAGGUUCAGGUGUGGAUUGCCUUUAAAAAAGACAAAACCCAAAGACCCCGAGACACAGACCGACUGGUGGGUUCAGCGUUUAUCGACCUAUCCUCUCUUGCAAAGACGCCCAAGCAGAAGCUUACUCUCAGUGGAGUCUAUCCACUGUUCAGACGCUCAGCAGUGGAUCUACAAGGGGCUGCUCUCAGAGUGCACAUCACCCUGACAGCAGGUUUUGUCCCUUUGGAGGCCUCUGCUGGAGUUGACACACAAGUGGACUCGGACAGCCAGGGGGAACUCUUACCAGAAGAGGAAGAAGCAGCAGAUAGAUCCCCCUCGCCUACUACACCCAAACAAUCACACAGGGAAAGCAGACACAAGAAUAAAUCCUCCAGAACAACACCAGACAUUACAUCUGUGCAGCACACAGCAAUGAGCACAGAUGAAUCUUUCCCUGUGACUGUUGCAGUUGACCGGGCGAUGCACCUGAAUCUGAAAGGCUGUCCUCUAGCAGAGCGCAGUGAAGGGUCACCAUGCUGCUGUGUUUCAUACGUCACUGCCGACUCAGCUGAACCAGCGUCCACAGCUGUCAUAGCCAACACUGACAGCCCUGUGUGGGACCAUCAUCAUGAGUGCAGGCUUUCAAAGCAGCUACUGGUUGAUCCACAACAAUCUCUGGUGUUCAAAGUCUGGCACAAAGGGGAAAUGGAGAGGGUGAUUGGAUUUGCUUCUGUAGACCUGUCUCCCUUACUCUGUGGGUUCCAGUCAGUGUGUGGUUGGUACAACAUCACAGAUUUCAGCGGUCAGUGUCACGGUCAACUCAAAGUGUCCAUCACUCCACUAAAGGGGAUCCAAGACCUCCGAGGACAGAGAAAAAUUGUGAAUGAAGAACCUUCCAAAAACACGUCGGCACUCCCUCUCAGCUACCACACCACAGCCACAUACAGCAGCUUCCCCUCUCACAUCAGCCGAUACCCUGAGCAGAAGAUCUCGUCACCUGACCACACAGACAGGCUGUUCUCUGAAAGGUCUAGUGAGAGUGACCGCCAUUUUGAACACAUGGACAAAGUACGUCUUUACCAUCAGAGUCUGCAGGAGCAAACAGCAGCUAAUUCUGUCGGUGGCAGUGUUGGCGACAUCGAUCCCUCCAGCUCAUUCCUGUUUUCAGCACUCAGGAAUAAACUAAGUGAACUCGACAACAUCCAGAGAUACUUCAGUCGCAAGCUUUCAACUCCCAUAUUCCCGUCCAUGACCAAGCAAGACUGUCACACCAAGCCUGAGGAACAGAGGAACACAGAUACAUGUCAGCUUUUUCUCAAGUCCAACCAAUUAGUUGGAGAAGUCAACAAUAUCAUCAGUGGUCUACGAGGACAACACCUAGACACAAUUCCCUCAAACACACAGAGCAGCUCAACAACUUCCCCUGUUGCAGACAUCGAUCCUCAAACUAUCCCUGAGAGUAUCUCCAGUCGACGCAGAUCUUCAAAUUCUUCCCAAGAUGAUGUGUCUCAUCUGCUCUCUCCAUUGGUAAAGAUGUCUGAAGACCAUAUAGAGUCUGAGCCUGAGGAAGAACAACACAGACAAAACUACAACGUUGCUGCAUCGGAGGAUGAAAACGAAGAAGGUGCGUGUGAAGAUGAAGAUGGGAAAGGUUGCAGACAGGACAAGGAACCUGAUGACGACGAAGAGGAAGAAGAUUACGAAGAGGUCGUGGUGAAGCCGAGACAUCUGAAUGAGGUGACUUCUUUAACAGACAAAACCAGUCCCUGGACCAGCAUUCUGUCAGACCCUGACAUGAUUUCUCUGGAGAGCUUCGAGGCAUCAGAGGAGCCGGACCAGAGCCAGAACGAGGACGGGAAGCCGCAGAUGACAAAUCUCCAAACUUAUUACUGUAGUGUGAAACACAGAUGUGCCAGACGAGAGGAAAGGGACAGUUCUAAUGGAUCAGCAGGAGACGCGUCAGACACAGACAGAGAGGAUGAAAGGACACUACAAGCUUCAGAUGAGAGACAAGCAAAAGAAUCCAAUGAGAGGUCAGCUUCAUCACCCACAGAUACCCAUGAUGCUUCAUGCUCCCUGGACAAUCAAGACACUCCACUGCAACCCUCGGUACAUGUGGAGGUCCCUAAUUUCUUCCUCCCCUCUCACCAACUGGAGGCAUCUAUGAGAGUCAUACGAUUAGCUCCUUCAUUCUCCAAGUCAACCAGUGACCCAGGCAGAAGCUCUCCAGUUCACGGCAGUCAACAUCUCAGAGGUCCUCGACAGCGUCCCAACAUGUCGCCAUUAUCCAUGAAGAAAGAAACUGAAAGAAUAGCAAAAAUAUUUGCAGCUCACUUUGACGACAAGCAGUAGUUAGCCUACGUGGUGGUUUUGUGUGUUAAACAGUUAUUAUCACAUUUAUAAUAGUCAAUGUUUUCAGACCAUGGAAAGAUCAUGUAAAUUAAAUGUAACAUUUGUAUUUUUAUAAAUAAAUAUUAACUGGA
Molecule: messenger RNA, 6903 nt
Organism: Micropterus salmoides (largemouth bass)
Lineage: Eukaryota; Metazoa; Chordata; Actinopteri; Centrarchiformes; Centrarchidae
Gene: c2cd3
Product: C2 domain containing 3 centriole elongation regulator
Biological process (GO): cilium assembly; centriole elongation
Cellular component (GO): centriole; centriolar satellite
Source: RefSeq, a predicted model, not a curated record